Auxenochlorella protothecoides is the source of this 885-nucleotide messenger RNA. Its product is annotated as Ubiquitin carboxyl-terminal hydrolase 22. NCBI's taxonomy places the organism in Eukaryota, Viridiplantae, Chlorophyta, Trebouxiophyceae, Chlorellales, Chlorellaceae. Gene Ontology annotation, molecular function: cysteine-type deubiquitinase activity. The record is from RefSeq and is a predicted model, not a curated record. Gene Ontology annotation, biological process: protein deubiquitination. Bases 1 to 885 code for a protein of 294 amino acids. The transcript is spliced from 6 exons.
AUGCACCUCGCUCAGGAUGCCCAUGAGUUCCUGGUAUGUUUCCUGGACGCCCUGGUCAGCAUGAAGGACGCAGGGCACCCCGUGGCGCAGGCCUUCUCAGGCGCCCUGCAGUCAGAGGUGACGUGCUGGGCGUGCGCCCACGCCUCCACGACACGUGACGGCUUCAUGCAUUUGUCCCUGGACAUCCCCCCCGCCUCGCACCUCAUCGCGCCGGCCAUCGCCCUCGACCCGGCCGACCCACCGCCUGCGCCCCGGGCGGCCAACGGGAGGCGGGUGGCGCCCCCCGUCCGGGGUCGCGGCCGCGGUGCCAAGGUGGGCAGGCGCCUGGGUGUGCUGGGCCUGCUGGGCGCGCUCAAGCGCCUGACGCGGGCGGAGGACCUGCAGGGCGCCGCCUGGCAGUGCGCCGCGUGCGGGGCCAGGGGCCGGGGGGCCACCAAGCGCCUGACCCUGGCCGCGCUGCCCCCGCUCCUGGUCCUGCACGCCAAGCGCUUUGAGCACCCAGGCGGGGGCGUGGCCACCAAGCUGAACACCUACCUGGAGUUCCCCAUGAGAAACCUGGACAUGCGGCCCUUCCUCAGCUCCCUUGGGGCCAGACUCUCCCGCCAUGGCAGGUCGGAACGGGAGCAUGCACAGGGCAAUGGCGCCUGCGCUGCAGCGCCAAUGAUGAACCCAGAGGGCACCUAUCCCCUGUACGACCUGUACGCCGUCGUCGUCCACAAGGGGGACUUCAAGGGCGGGCACUACGUGGCAUACCUGCGCUGCGGCAAGGGCGAGUGGUAUCUGUGCGACGACGCCUGCAUCUCGGCGGCCAGCGAGGCCGACGUCCAGCACUGCCAGGCCUACCUCCUAUUCUAUGCUGCACACACGGUUGGGGUGGGCGCAUAG